AUGCAACGAAGUGGGAAAGGCGGUGCUUUGACUGGUAUCCAGCAACGGAUAUCAUCUUCAUUACCUUUAAUUAUUAAAAUAUUACUGGGAGUGGAACUAACAUUAGCAGUUUUAAUCUUUUUCAUGGAAAUUGGAAUUAUCUUCAUUUUCGACACGUAUUCUUAUUUAUUUUCUUCUUUUUUUCGACUAGUCAAAGAAUUAUCCGUAGAAAGAUGGUGGACGAUUAAUGCAAUUACUCAGAGCAUAUUAUUUGUGCUUACAAUUAUUUUAAUUGAAAUUACUGGAAACUAUGUCAAUACACAUGGUUCCACAACAAGUCUUUAUUGCUCUUCUACGUCUACAUCAUCGGAUGCUAAAUAUGCAUGUUCAAAAUAUCAACUACAUCAAGCACAAUUAGCAUUUGCUAUUUUGAUGUUUUUUGCUGCAUUAACAUUUCUCGGUUUUUUUCUCUACUUAAGAUUUCUGGUUAAAAGAUUUCCAGAGGCAACCACAAGUACAAAACCAGUAUCCCAUGUGACACGAUAUCCAUCAACAGUCCCACCACUUUACACCUCAAAGGUGAUUGUACCACCAACAAGUGGAUUUCCAACUACUAUACGUCAAGAUACCUCAGUAACGGGACCAAUAAAAGAAAUUACAUGUCCUCAUUGUCAAGUUAUAAUACCACUACCAGUACCUAAAAGAACAUACUAA
This is a messenger RNA of Didymodactylos carnosus, 693 nucleotides long. The record is from the annotation of a GenBank genome assembly. Lineage: Eukaryota; Metazoa; Rotifera; Eurotatoria; Philodinida; Philodinidae.